Porites lobata is the source of this 19842-nucleotide messenger RNA. The record is from the annotation of a GenBank genome assembly. Lineage: Eukaryota; Metazoa; Cnidaria; Anthozoa; Scleractinia; Poritidae.
AUGGAAAGUGACUUGUUGAUUGUUUGGAGCGUUGCUUUUGCCGUUACAGGGAUUAUAGUGAUUGUGAUUAACUCCUUGACUCUAUAUUCGUUUUCCAAAAACAAGUUGCUGCAAACCCGUAGGCAUUUCAUGAUUAUCAAUCUUACAGUGGCGGAUCUUCUGUUCGGUGCUACGGGAAUGUCAUCAGCCGUUUUCUACCUACUCAAUCCAUCAGACAUAAGUUUUUGUUUGUUCGCCAUCUUAAAUAUGUUCACCAAACUUGCUUGUCUCAUAACCCUGUGCCUAAUUGCCAUAGAACGAAUGCACGCUAUCGUUUGGCCUCUCCGUCACCAAGUUUUAGGGUGCGGCGUCUACAAAACAGCCUUGGUGUUGAGCUGGAUAUUGUCAGCAGUUGCAGCUACGACUUCAAUCGUGAGCGUGUACUCGUACAACUCUGUGCUUGCUGAGUCUAUUUUACCAGUCUUGAUCGCAGCUGGAAUUAUCACCAUGAUCACAAGUUACAUAAGCAUAUGGGUAUCCGUUCAUCGCAGAAAAAAAGACAAGCACAACACAGCUUCAAACCAGGAUAAAGGCUUGGCUAUUACACUUUUGUUGGUGGCAGGUACUUUUGUGGUCACGUGGGUCAUUCCCGUGCUUUAUAUGUCCAUUUCUCACCUUUGUUCGUGCUAUAAGCCUUCACUUUCAGUUACGCUGUUGACGUAUCUUGCGCCUGCACUAGAGUCAGUAAUCAACCCCGUUAUUUAUUGCUUUCGAAUACCUGGCUUUCAAGAUAAACUUAAACUAAAGAUGGUAACGUUGAACUGUUUCAAGAAAAGGGUAAAACACCGUGACGCAACAACCGAAUUAAGUAAAAGGAAGAGCGCACCGAGCAACGAAACCCAAAAGGAAUUGUCAGUCCUGUGAUCCUUAAUUCACUAUAAUAAAGACUAAGUUACUAAAGUUUUAGUGGAGUAGAAAAUAAAAACUUAACGAAAGGGAAAAAAUCGUUUUAGUUAAUAGCAGGAAGAUACUGACUGUUGUUUGAUGUCCAGGGCAUACGGCGCGGCGGGUUAUUGCUUACCUAUUCUGACGUAUAGAGCUGGCGAAAAUAUUAAUCCAAUAAUUAUUAAUUGCUAACCGUUAUGGAACUUUAGAAGCAGAUCGGAUCAUGUCAACGUAUGAUUGAUUAACAUUAAAACCUGGUUUUGAUAAACAUGUUCAUGUUCAUGUUCAGGGGCAUGUUACAGGGACGGCGCGAGUUCACUCCGGUUCCCCUUCGUGGCUCCGUAUUUAUUUACAUCACCACAAAAUGGGACCGGCGCAAGGUACGACGGCGUGAGUUCACCCCGGUAGUUGUGCUGAAGCGAGAAUUUCACUCAUGCACGAAACUUCACAACAGUUUCAUGUAAACGCGAAACGACCACUCGUUUCUGUGUGAAAUCGGUCUGGCGAGUAGACUGGAACGGGAAGCGCAAACAUGUAAACGCGAUAUGAAAUCAAGAAGACACCACAGUGAAACUCGCCCCGGUGCGAGUUUUCUCAAUUAUUGUCUCUUUCUGUGUCCUCGGGGGUGGGGAAUAGACCUUCAAGAAAGAAAAAAAUUGCAAAUUCCCAGGGAUGUCCGGGGGGGGGCAUGGUUACAAGUCAACCAUGUAUAAUUGCUAACUUAUUACGUUUUAGCAAGUAGAAGCAAUAUGCGCUGGCACUCUGUUGAUCAAACGAUAGAUUAAAUAAUAAUGCUAUCCAGCAGAUAAAUCACAAUCCAGUAGAUGAGAAUUAGGGGGUACACUAGUUCCGUUAUUCACCAGACAGAGUUUUAUCCAGUGGAUGGCGUUAUCAACCCUUAAAACUGUGACCAGGAAAAAUAAAAAAGAUCUAUAGAUUUAAAAAAAAGCAUCACCAGCAAUACCCGCUACAGUAACUGAAGGCCUAACUGUUCCGUUUGUGCUCGGCAACUUUUGAGCAACUUUUGGCUUUGGGAGACUUAAUGUUUACAAAAACGCGAGCAGGAGGAACUCAUUAAUGUCAGUAUAAUAUAUUAAUUAAAUCUUGACAAAUCUUAGUGCGAUGUUCUAGCAAUCGGCAGCUGGAUCGGCUAAGGCUAUCCUCAUGAUGGACUGUUUCGCAUUCGUUUUUACACAAUCGGUGCUCAAAUUGAGUGAAACUUACUGUGAGGUCUGAAAUUGCAUUAAAAACACUUCGUUUUCUGUACAUGUCGGCCAGUCAUACAGAUAGUUCAGCGCUCAUGCCACCUUGGCAUGAGCACUUACAACAGACUUGUUUCGUGACAGAAGCUCAGAUAUGGCGUGACCCGAUAAGCGGUGCACCGCUACGGCCCUUGCAGUGUCGAAUGGUAAAGCUCUGCCCCACUGCAGAAUGAGUCGAUAAGCACUUGAGUGCAGCGGCCGUUUUCUCUUAGGAGCCCAAUACAUCACCUGUUGGUCAGAGGCGACCACCCAGACCUCGGUGUAACUGACGGCUCAAUACCACUCGCCGCGCGUAUGAAAACAAGCACCCCGUGGAAAGCAAGAAACCCUCCACCUGGCUUGAGGUCACUGUAUUGGCAGCAACGGGCCACCCUUGUUUGUAAAAUCCCCUUUUAGUACUUAAAGCAAUAUUUUUAAUUUAUUGAAAGAAUUGCUGCUGUUCCAACUGUUCUAAAUUAUUAUUAGAGGUGAAGAAGUAAUACACUUUAUUUGCUUCUAGAAUUUGAGCAUAAAAAAUAAAGUUUCAUCUACAUGUAUCAUAGACAGAAGUAACACUCCAGGGAUCAUCUAUUUCCCUUGCUUGCUGGGAUGGAAUCCCAGUUUAUCUCCUUUUUAUUUAUACGUUAUAACUAUCAUAGACUGAAGUAUCAGUCUCGGGAGCUGCUCUGUCCCUUGCUUGCUGGGCUGGAAUCCCAGUUUAUCUAGUUUUAAUAGUAAGUUUCAUCUAUCAUUGACUGAAGUAUUAGUCCAGGGAGCUCCUGACUCCCUUGCUUGCUGGGUUGGAAUCCCAGUUUAUUUAGUUUUAAUAGUAAGUUAUAACUAUCAAAGACUGAAGUUUCAGUCUAGGGAGCUUCAAUCUCCCUUGCUUGCUAGGUUGGAAUUCCAGUUUAUUUAGUUUUAAUAGUAAGUUUUAACUAUAUUAUAGACUAAAGUUGCAGUCCAAGUAGCUCAUGUCUGUCUACUGAAGUUUUAAUAGUAUCAUCUAUCUUUGACUGAAGUAUCAGUCAAGGGAGCUCCUGCGGAGUUAAUCUUGGGAUAAUAAUGCGUUAUCACUAUUACAGACUAAAGUUUCAGUCCAGGGAACUCUUGUCUACCUUGCUUGCUGGGUUGGAAUCACAGUUUAUCUAGUAUAACUAUCAUAGACUGAAGUUUCAGUCCAGGGAGCUCCUGUCUCCCUUGCUUGCUGAGUUGGAAUCCCAGUUUAUCUAGUUUUAAUAGUAAGUUAUAACUAUCAUAGACUGAAGUUAAGCCCACUUGUCUGCAGAAUUUUUUUUUCUGAGGCACAAGCUUUGCACGAAUUUUUUUCCCCACACAUUUCUUCUUUCGUGAAUUAUAAUGUCUAAGAGAAUCACAAAUUAUACAGGGUUCGUGGUUAGCACAGUCUUGAAAAGUCCGUGAAUUUUGGGGAAGUCCUCAAAAGGUCCUUGAAUUCCAUUUUUCUAGGUCCUUAAAUUUCUGUGCAAGUCCUUGAAAAGUCCUUGAAUUUUCUUCAACUUCGAAUGCACUGGCCUGGAAAUAAUUUUUUGAUGCUUUUUGGUUGUCCAAGGCAGAAAAUAAAUCAUAGCUUAGAGAAUUUAAGGUUAUUUACAUAAAGUGGUCAAUGUUUUAUGCAUUAAUUAACCAUCAGUUUAAGACAAGUGAACUGGAAAAUGUAGAGAAGUUCGUGAAGCAAAAGGGUUCAAGCCUUCAAGUCUUAUUAGAAUAGACUGGGAAUGCGCAUUUUUGUACAAUUUGUGAAAAUAUAUCCCUAGUAGGUGAUCUUUGAAAAUCUAUGUCCUUGAAAAAUGGUGGUUGCAAUAAUUUUUGUAUGAACCCUGUUAUAGUUUGCCACUUGGUUCCUUUUUGCCGCGUGUCUGUUCAGUAAUGUUAAAAUGUGUUUUUGGCACAUGAGCCGCAGACAUUUUGACUUCUUCUGUGAUCUAUUGCCGAAAAGACCUGCGCAACUGGGGGCACAAAGGAAUCUUAUCUAUUUGUCUAAUUCAAUGAACACACAAAAAAAGAAAAAAAUCGGCAAACUUGCCUCGUAGCACGCUUCCCGUAAGCAGAUUGUAACUGUUACCCAGUUUAGGCGUUUUCUCAGUCACCAACGCUAACUCUCUUUUUUCUUAAGAACUACUUACGAAAUAUUAUAUCGACCUGAAUAGCAAUCGGCAAUGGAUGGGAUUCUCUUCCUUUUGAAAACCGACUCUUGGACUGAUAUUAUUUAACUAAAUAACGCUCAUGACAAACCUCCUCCAUUUGAUAAAGAUAGUAAAAGCUCUCUGGAGAAAAAGACAGUUUUCUGUCUUGAUCUACCUACGAGUUGUUUAUGACUGACUCGCUUAUUACAAACAGCAAUGUAAAAGGUGCUUACUUUGAAAUGGCCAAUUUUUUUGAUAAUUGCAUGAUAAUUACAGUCUACGUCAGGCCGUAAGGAGUUACUAAUGAACUAGUAUUGAAUGACUUUUAAAUGGAAAUGUCGAACAAAAGACUUGAUUGUUUUGACCUAUAUGUUGCCGGCCGAACUAAACCGGCUUCAUGAAAGAGAUUUCUGUUCAAUUUUUCAAUUUUCGAAAGGCUGAUCAGUAAUUUUCCCUCAGUGGCAUUUGCCACUCCUACUUCUCGAUGUUCCAUUGAGGGAUUCACAGUUACUAUCUUUAAAGAUGAAAUUCAUCUUCUUAGUCCAAUGCUGAUGUCUAAUUAUGCUUUGUUAUUUUUGUUGAAAAACAAUUCAAUGGUUUUACAUUAAGCCUCGAACGGGCAUUAACAAAGUAAGGGAUCGAAGAAUAAGAAAUAAAAUCGUCGGCCCGAGCAUUUUAAUUUUGUAACGUUCGCGCAAAAGCGUAUGCAAAUGUUGCUAAAAGUUCAUUAUCAAUGGUCUUUUUCAUAGUUUUAUGGAUCAUUUUUUGGCUUAUUUUUAACAUCUGAUUACAUUUACUUGACUUAGUGUAAUUGACUCGUUUGUCACGGUCAUAAUACUCUCUGACUAUUCGUCAUUUGGAUGUUGUCAACUCCAGAUUUUCAUGACGCAGCUACAAAAACAAAAUAUUUCAAGUGCACGCCCGUUGUCAGUGUGCUGUAGCCUCGCAGUGGAAAAACCCCCUAAGCAAGAUUAGACGUGUAAGAACAGCUUUCCGUUGCCGCGCGUGUAGAGGCAAUUUAGUGGCUGAAUUACGGAUGACGCGGUGUAUGUUUAUCAUUUAUCUUUGCGUACGAGUCUAAACUGAUGAAAUUUAAAAACGGUCAGGGACAGUUGAAAAAUUCAGAAGGGCUCAAAAAAGGACAAUUCACAAGGGAAAAAAAGGGAAUAAAUAAUAAAUUAAAAUAGGUUGUAAUAGGUUAGCCAUAAUAUCGACUGAAACUGAGGUUAUAAGUGUUUUGACAGUUGGGUAAACUAUAUUUUUAGUAACUCGGGUAGAGGUUCCUUUUAGUUGAUGAAAAGAAAAAAAACGGGGAUUUGGUAAGAAAAAUAGGAACUAAUUAAGACUUUUUGGUGGUCUUUAUUAAAGAUUUAAAAAUCUUUUAGCAGAUAUCACUAUUUUAAAAAAGUGCAAACAUCGGAUAUUGUUAUGGAUAUCGGGAUAGCCUGUUUCAGGCUCCGAGAUAGUCGGGCCCGCUGAAUUGAGCAAGAGCGAAGACGAAGAUAAAACAGGAGGAAACUCCCUUCCUUUUCCUCUUUUUCGCCCCGCCAACUUUUCGAGUGCGUUUUACUUUCGCGUCUUCCCCACUAUCUGAGAGCCUGGAACAGGCUAAUAUCGGGAAGGCGCUCUAUAUGUUCUCCAUUCUGUGAAAAAAAGAACUAUUAAAUUUAGUUUUAACCUUAUUUAUGAACAUGUCAGGUAAAUAAACUAUUACGCAAGACAGUUAAUUUGCAUUUGUAAACAAAAACCUUUUUCACCCGUUUCAUUGAUAAAUUCAAGUCAAACAGACAAUUGAAAGCUUUACCAAUUAAAACUUCCAAACCGAAUUUCGUCAUCUUCGUCGUGUUUUUCGGGAACAGCUUGUUUGAUUAUUUGUGAAAUUUCUUUGUUUAUUACGGCAGCAAACCGGGAGGCCAUUUUGCUCGUAACUUACGCGAGUUUGGCGUUGCUCGCUCGGAGGAACUGGAGGUGAAUCAGUGAACAACACUGUAUAUCCGAAAGGUUGAUCAUGAGUAACCAAUCAGAGCUCGCGAAAAACACUAUCUACUGUUUUAGAAUAUACUUUAUCUUAUCACCCACAAUCGAUAGAUCAAAAUUCUAACAUGACUCCUUAGCUUUUUGGUCAAAAUUGCGCAGUUUUCACGACUCCAUUGCCCCGCAACUUUUAAAAGAGGCUGAGCACAAAGAAAACCAAACCAAAUUUAGAAAAAUGACCAGAAAGCCUCUGAGUCAUGUUAGAAUAUAACGAACAUGGGCCAUUGGUAACACCAGGGCGUUUAUCAUAAUAUUGGGGUUUAUCUUCUAAACUUAAAGAUUACAUGCACCUGGUGGAAUUAUAAUUCAUCUAAGUCAUUAGUCUUUGUUAUUCUUAUUACUGUAUAAUUACGAUAUUGGCUUACUUUGUUGCCAAUAUCACCCCUUGACAUCUUUGACUGACUGAUUUACAGAUGAGAGGUGUUGUUUUGAGCAGUAAAGAGUUGCCGACUUUUACCUUGCACUAAACUGAGAAAAUUUAAGCUUUACCAGGUAUGUUUAGUCACUUCUUGUUGUUCAAACCAGAUACCGUCAACCUUACCUUGUGCUAAUUACCUUGCACUGAUUUAAGGACAGUUUGCAUCCUCUGAGAAAAUCAAUCAGUAAAAAAGACGUUUGUAAAAAAUUAAGGGCCACAAUAUAUUACACUACACAGUGACUAUAUCUUCGUCUUGAGUUAAAGCGAGUUGAACGGGUUUUUUUGCCGCUUGUUGUUACAGAAAAAAAUAAUGCUAAUUAAGUGUCAGCGUUGUCUUCUUAGCCUAUUCAAAAAUCAACAGUUUUAAGUGUUUUGUAUCGCAGACACAAACGGUCGGUACCAGGAGGGCAGUAAUACUACUACGUGCAAGUUUCCACACAGGCCAACAGAAAGCACACUACUUUACAAAACUUUUCUACUCUCCUUUUUCAGUUUUAUUGUCGGAUGGCAUGAAUUGAAUCACAACUAAAAUAAAUUCUUAUUCCCAUGAGUGACAUAGACAAUAUAGGCAUUGGCGAAAAUGUUGUUUGUUUUUAACAGAAAAAAAUUGUUACCAAUUUAUGUAUUUCAGGGAAUGAUCAUGUUUAAAACCCUGUAAUUAAGCCCGUAAUGUUGGACUGUGUUAAAACCAACGAAGUUCCAGGGACGUUUUUUUCUUAUUAUUAAGCUUCAAACACCGCGAUAAUGAUAUGCAUUUGAUUUAUGAGUCAUUUAGGGCGAGCUUUUCACUCUAAUGAUCGCUCUUUUGUACACGUCUACGAACAAAAGAUUAUUAUCGUUAAGUUUAGAACUGAUAAAAUCAUUUACUAUAUGGCUGAAUCCGUGAGCGGGAAAGAUAGAGCGAAAAAUCCUGCGUUCUGAUUGGCUAGUCAAUCAGAUGAGAUGGAUUGAUGGGCACAUCUUUUCCGCUCGGAAUUUCCCGGUUGGUCCAGCAAAAAAUGUUCUCUAAAUAUGGCCAUACAAUAAAUCCUUAAUUGUCCCGGCAAGCUUGUUCGGUCAAGAUGGCUAAAAAUUGGCCUCGUUUUCUUAAAUGGCUUUUUACUGACCUCAACUUUCUAUAAUUUUUCUGUUUUUAUGGACGGAAAUGAACUUGGCCAGGCAAUCUUGACAGAACAAGCCUGGUGUAUAACGCAUAACUUCGAUGAACCCCAGGCUAAUGAAGCCCACGUUGAAAGGUUCAGUGUCUAGUAUCGUGGAAUAUGUUUACUCUUUCCUUGUAUUUGGUCCCCUCCUUAAAAAUACUACUCUGGCUCCAGAGGUCAGUUAAUGAAGUUCGUGCUCAUACGAACCGUGAGCGCGAUUCGUAAUAUCAUUUCACGAUACAGUAUGUGGUCCUUGGUCCGCGGAAGUCCCCGAUGCCCUUGGUCCGCGUCUUUUCCGAAAAUGAUAAAAUAUUUCGUCAAGAAAAAAAAUACGUUGAAUGAUGAAAGAUAUCGUGAUUAACUGAUUAGCAUUCUUUCAUAUGACGAAGUUUCAGCUUUCUUGCUGCUGGUGAAGACGCGAAAUUAAAGUUUGUUGACAAGUAGGUUAAUUUGUCUUUCUUGAAGUUUGGAUUUUUGCGGCAACGUAAAUUACAUGGUCAUGUUUACUUAGCCUGCGAAUAACUAAAACGUAACGGGAAGACUUGCCUUUUUGCAGAACAGGUUUUCAGAUCAGCUUAUUUCUGCUCUUGGAAGCAUAUUGCUGUAGACUCUGAAUUUUUGUUUUAGCGACUCUUGAAAAAUAUCACCAAAUUUCGCUUAGCGGUCCUUGGUCCGCGGCCUAUGACCUUGGUUGAAUAAAACUUCCCAAAGCAAAAAGCGACGGCCUUUGUUUUCGAAGAAUGUUUUGAAAGUCGUCCCUAUACAUGUCUACAAGUUCUCUUUUUUUAAUACCUCGGAUACAUACAGAGUUUUGGGUAAUUAUUUUCGACCGCGCUAAAAACCGCUCGUCGACGCUCGUGUGGGAGACUCGAGGAGACUGUUGUCUGAACUCUUUGAAAGAGAAGCAGAUUAUUUUUUGCUCACAACAUCUUCCGAAAAAAACUUUAGCUUAAUUGCAUCAAGAAAAGAAAAAAAAUACAAGAAAUACUGUGAUAAUCACGUUUUUACGUUUUUAUCGUUUUAUCGUUUUUAUCGUUUUUUUACAUUUUUACGUUUUUAUCGUGCUGCUUACCUGAGACGCGGACCAAGGACCAGAUCCGCGGACCAAGGACCAUCGAAAACGUUCGCCUCUUUGCGAAUUCCAAGCAAAACAUUUAUGUCUGGAACUUGAAACUUCAGGAUUAUCGACAGGAACAUAAAAGCUAUCUUCAGGGAGUAUUUCAGCUCGUUACGUGAAGAUUCGGGUAAGAUAUUCAAGUUAAUGACUUUUACACGCGGACCAAGGACCAGAUACUGUACAGCACACUAAACGGUCCAAUAAGAUACUCAGUAAACACAGGCGAAUAAAAACUUACUUUUUUUAAAGUCUGCCUGGCAAUUUAGGGUCUUGUAUUUUAGGGUACUUAUUAGUAAUUUACGCUAAGUAGGUUCUUAAUUAGGUUCAUUUUUGUGAAGGAGAUAAUGGGUUGUUGAUUACCAGAAAAAAAUACUCACAGUAUUUAGUCACAGGUUUAUUGAACCUCAACAAAGCUGAUUACCAAAUUCAUAUCAUUUUGGUACAGUCCGGUCUUUUCCAAAAAAAUUAAAUUUUCAAUCUCGAGGUUACACUCCUUAGCCUACUCUUGGUUAAAUUGGUUAUUAAUAAUAAUUUAACCGUAACCCACAGAUAAGAACCUGUUGGGUCUUGUUUGGUUAAGAUGAACAGGUUCUUGAAUUUUUGGGUAUUAAAGUGCCAAAUUUCUGCCUGGAGGUUCUAUAAUCCGCUAGGUUCUUAUUAUCGGGUAUUUAUUAUGUACUGAUUUGGAUGGAAAAAAAACGGAUAAAACCAAAUGCGUCCUUUUUUUUUGAUAUACAGGCACAACCAUACAUGAGAUCACGAUGAAGAGAUUUCGAGGAUUACCGUUAGCCAUGGAAAGUGACUUAUUGCGGAUUGUUUGGAGCGUUGCCUUUGCCGUUACAGGGAUUAUAGUGACUGUGAUUAACUCUUUGACUCUAUAUUCCUUUACGAAAAACAAGUUGCUGCAAACCCGUAGGCAUUUCAUGAUUAUCAAUCUUACCGUGGCGGAUCUUCUGUUCGGCGCUACAGGAAUGACGUCAACCGUUUUCUAUCUACUCAAUCCAUCCGACAUUAGUUUUGGUUUGUUCGGCAUCUUAAAUAUGUUCACCAAACUUACUUGUCACAUAACCCUGUGCUUAAUUGCCAUAGAAAGAAUGCACGCUAUCGUUUGGCCUCUUCGUCACAAAGUUUUAGGGUGCGGCGUCUACAAAACAGCCUUGGUGUUGAGCUGGAUAUUAUCGGCAGCAAUUGCAGCUACGACUUCAUUCUUGAGCUUGUACACGUACAACUCUGUGUUUUUUGAGUUUACUUUACCAGUCUUGAUCGCUGCUGGAAUUAUCACCAUGAUCACAAGUUACAUAAGCAUAUGGGUAUCUGUUCAUCGCAGAAAAAAAGACAAGCAUAACACGGCUACAAACCAGGAUAAAGCCUUAGCUCUUACACUUUUGUUGGUGGCAGGUACUUUUGUGGUCACGUGGGUCAUUCCCGUGCUUUAUAUAUCCAUUUCUCACCUUUGUUCGUGCUAUAAGCCUUCAUUUUUAGUUAGGAUGUUGACGUAUCUUGUGCCUGCACUAGAGUCAGUAAUCAACCCCCUUAUUUAUUGCUUUCGAAUACCUGGCUUUCAAGAUAAAUUUAAACUUAAGAUGGUAGCGAUGAACUGUUUCAAGAAGAGAGUAAAACACCGUGACGCAAGUCAAAUUGUUAAACGCAGUUUUCGGGCAAGGGGAUCAGGGAGUUCUCUUCUCCGGCGUGGACACUUUUACUGUCUUACAAUGUAUCAAUAAUCUUGAAACUAAAAGGUCAUAUAAAAGAAAGGUUAAUCUCAAGAAUCUUAAAUUUAAAAAAAAAUCUAUCUAGCGGUUUAAAAACUAUUCGUCAAUUUGUUCAAGAAGACCAAAAUGUUUACAAAACCGCUAACCAGAGCGCCUCGAUAUAUGCUAAUAAAACCCUUCUUUCUAGCAAUCGGCUGGAGCUAUCUCCAUAAUUUUUCACACACGUUUUUAAAAAGAUUGAAACUACUAUGAAGUGAAAUUGCAUGUAAAAAGCGCUUCAUUUUCUACAGAUAACGGCCAAACAACAAUAUUGUCCAUUUUUUUCUGUAUUUCUAACCACAAAAACUUCAUCCCAAAAUAUCUCGUUAACGCUCUUACAGAUUUCGCUUAAACUUCACGAACAUCGAGGCCGCUAUUGGAGGAAAAAGCUCCCGUGAACGAUUUUGGAAGAACAGUUCCCAGUGCCGAGAUAUACUGCUGCAAGUAAAAUAGGUAAUAGCGUCAUUUCGUUGCUAUGACAACUCCGAUGCCGUUGCAAACCUGAUCAUAACAAAUUUUCAUCUUUAUCUAAUACAGCUGUGGUGGCAAUUUUUCAAAACUUUGUUUAUGGCGACGUAGUUUAUGCUCAAACUUGGGAGGUAUUGGCCCUGAAAAACUGUAUCGAGCCACCUUAAGAGCAGGUUUCCAGCAAAGGCAUUAGGGAGUUUUCCUCUCCCGUGGGAAUUUCUGGGUGUAAUUCUCGGUUUUCCCAGGUUGAAGUUUCUAGUUGUAAGGUACAUUGUAUUGGGAUGAUGAUGCUAAGUAAGUGAAGAAUUAGGGCAAAGGAAUAAGAGAGUUCUCAUAUCCCAUGGACACUUCCGGGGUAUAAAUCCCAAUGGUCCUUCCUUAAGGUCAAGGGUACUGUACAAGUGAGAAAAAUAAACUUAGAUGAAUUUAGUUAACAGAUAAAUUUUAAUUAGCUUUUAAGUUAUAUUGCUUUUUAUAAAUAUCAGAGUUUAACGUAACAGUUCUGAAAAACCUGCCUCCCACUGUUCCUGGGUUUAAAUCCCGGGUAGCCUUGUGAUGUACUCAGUUAGCUUUGUUUAAGUUUAAAUGUAAUUGUUCAAGGAGAACCUGUCUUCCAUUGUUUCUGGGUUAGUAGACCAUUUGACCUACGUGUGUAUUACUUCAUAUCAAAAUCAGAAUUUCUAUGUAAUAGUUCAGGGAAAACCUGACUCCCAUUGUUUCUAGGCUGGAAUCUAAGUUACCCUAAGUGUAUAUUGCUUUUUACAAAUAUUAGAGUUUCUAUGAAAUAGUUCGAGGAGCGCCUGUCUCCCAUAUUUGUUGGGUUGAAAUCCCAGUUCACCUAGAUAUAAGUUACUUUAUAUAAAAGUCAGAGUUGCUGUUGUAAUAGUUCAAGGAGCGCCUGUCUCCCAUGUUUGCUGGGUUAGAAUCCCAGCUGACCGAAUUAUAUAUUACUUAGAGCAUCCGCGCAAUAGUUCAGGGAGCGCCUGCCUCCCAUAUUUGCUGGGUUGGAAUCCCAGUUGACCUAACUAUAUGUUACUUAGAGUAUUCUUGCAAUGGUUCAGGGAGCGCCUGUCUGCCAUAUUUGCUGGUUGUAGUCCCUGUACUAACUAUAUAUAUUACUUAGAGUAUCCAGGGAAUGCCCGCCUCCCAUGUUUGCUGGAUUGGAAUCCCAGUUCACGUAGAUGUAUAGUACUUUAUAUAAAAGUCGGAGUUUUCUUGCAGUACUGAGUUAGGGAGCACCUGUCUCCCAUGUUUGCUGGGUUGGAAACCCAGUUGACCUAACUGCAUAUUAGUUUGAAAGUCAGUUACAAUCUUCUCGGAGCGACAACUCUUUCCAAGAAAACCCGAAAUUAAACCCAAAGUAACCCUAAAUGUGUUGCUACUGGAAAAAAAAGUAAAAGCUUACAACAGACUUGUUUUGUAACAGAAACUGAAAUAUGGCGUGAACUGAUGAAAAGCGUACACUCUGUGUGAGUGCAAAGGCCACAAGAAUGACUGUGAGUUCCGCUUGCAACAGACCAGGCCUCCUGGGCAUGAGCACUUAUAACAGACUUGUUUCGUGACAGAAGCUGAGAUAUGGUGUGACCCGAUGAGCUGUGCACCGCUACGGCCCGUGCAGUAUCGAAUCGUAAAGCUCUGCCCCACUGCAGAAUGAGUCGAUAAGCACUUGAGUGCAACGGCCGUUUUCUCUUAGGCGCCCAAUACAUCACCUGUCUGUCAGAGGCGACCACCCAGACCUCGGUGUAACAGACGGCUCAAUACCACUCCCAGCACAUAUGAAAACAAGCACCCUGUGGAACGCACCAAACCCUCCACCUGGCUUGAGGUCACUAUAUUGGCAGCAACGGGCCGCCCUUGUUUAUAAAAUCCCCUUUUGGCACUUUUAAAGCAAUAUUUUUAAUUUAUUGAAAGAAUUGCUGCUGCCCCAACAGUUCUAAAUUAUUAUUAGAUCUUAUUAGAGGUGAAGAAGUAAUACACUUCAUUCGCUUCUAGAAUUUGAGCAUAAAAAAGAAAAUUUCAUCAACAUGUAUCAAAGACAGAAGUAACACUCCAGGUAUCAUUUAUCUCCCUUGCUUGCUAGGAUGGAAUCCCAGUUUAUCUACUUUUUAAUAAUACGUUAUAACUAUCAUCAAGAGAGGAUAAAGGGGACAGAGAAGGUAUCCCCCAUACGCACCCUAUUCCAUAGGUAAUUGGUGUCGAGUUAUUUUUAGAAUCGGGAUAAAGUUACCUCGCGCGCUGCGUGGACGUUUCGUGCAGGUUUCUUACGACUAAACUUCGUGCAAAACAUGUUGGGCGAAAGGCUAUAAAAGCGUAAAGAGAUCGAGAGCAUUCCUGAAUAUUGAAGCGAAAUGAGUCGGCGCUCACCUGGGAAAAGGGAAUCGCUGGACUCUUUGACAACCCGUGAAAUCAGUUUAACUCGAAGUUGUGGUAACCUCAGUGCUUUAAUAAAAUGAGAAAUUUCGCCGGUCUAUUGAAACCGGUCGUUUGUACAAUAAAGCAAGUAGGACGCCAAAUGUUAUUUUUGUUAAACAAUAAAAGACUAUUAAAAGAAUAAAUAUCAAACUAAAAAUUGCUCUCUUCAAACUGUAAAUUAUAAAUGAUCCUGAGAGAAUAUUCAGUGUGUUAAGGAUUUCCCUGCUGCACUGUUAGCUCUAUACAAGAGAGGAAGGGCGAUUCUUUUUUAAUUUCCGUUUCUCUGACACAGCUUUAGCAGAAAUCUCUCUGUAGUCGUUUUCGUCGACAAAACAAAUAGCAAUAUCGCUCUCACGUCCUCCGCCAUUUUGUUCUGCGUCAAUUCGUGAAGGACGCGUGGCUCUGAGCCUGGGUCAUCCACGCUGAACACAUUCGCGCUAUGUGAUUGGCUGUUGUCUAAUCCCCCUUGAGAUCUGUGGUGUUAAAAAUAACUCCAGACGAAUUACCUAUGGAAUAGGGUGUGUAUGGGGGAGGCCUUUUCUGUCCCCUUUAUCCCCUCUUGAUCUGCAGAAAUAAAAAAGACUGUUACCCCGGUACCUUGAAACGUGGCAUUGAGACGAGACAAUAUUAUAAGACAAAAGAAUAUCUGCCAUUUUGGAAUAUGGUGUACAUAUUUUGUUAUUUUGUCAGUCGUUACUGUUUCGCAAACAAAAAAUUAUACGUACUGUUAUUUAUUGGUGGAAAUUUCCACUUCACAAUUGAGCCAGAAUAUCAAUAGUUAUAUAAAAAGCAGUAGCACUUCAAUUGAUCCAGUAUAUAUUUUUUUUAUUUUGACAAUUGUUACUAUUUCAUAUUAAAACCAAAAUUACACUGUCAGAUAUUUAUUUUUGGGAACUUCCCAAGUUUCCAUUACACAAUUGAGUCAUAAUAUAGAUUGUUACUAUUCAAAUAUUUAAGGUGAUGUUACACGAGACGAUUCGCAACGACGAUUUAUAGCGCAACACAGCGUUGCAACAUUGUUACGACAUUGUUUCGAAUGGUUACAACAUUGUUCCAGCUUUGCAACGCCGUGUUGCGCAAAAAAACCGUCGUUGCGAAUCGUCCCGUGUAACAUCACUUUAAGACACAGAGGCACUUCAAUGUGUCCAAUACAUUUUGUUGUUUUAAUGGUUUCAUAUUAAAACAUAACUAUACUGUUAUUUAUUGUUGAAAAUUUCCAUUUUUAACUGAGAAAAUGCCAGUUAAAGAGAGAGAUUUUAAAGUAUAAUUAUUUCUGAUAGCAAUAUCAGUGGUAAUGAUGACUGUGUAGAAAGCAAGCCAUUUAUUUACUGUUACGAUUUAUGUUUUGUUGUAUGAAGAAAUAUCAAACAGUUGUUUUCAAAUAAAAGUACUAAACCACAAAUUAAGAAUUUCAAUUCUCUUUAUCUUUAGGCAUUGUUUAUGUUUAAACCUUUUUCCCAAAAUGCCAUGCUUUUAAUAACCUUAAAUGCUAUGCAUAUCGCUUCCGCUGCAAUAACUUUUUUUUAAGUAUCGCCUCUCGCAGGAGUUUUUUUUUAGACAAGUUUCCUAGCAGGAAUUUUUUUUGGGGGGGAGUGGGGGGAAUUGUCACCCCACCUCCGGUUUUUUCUAAUGGUACGUCCCUUAGUAAUUCAUAAAAAACAAACAAAAAAACAAAUAAAACAAAAGAAAGUGACGUUUACGUUUAUAGACACGGCUAAAUUUUCUAAAUUUCUUAGGCCAAAAUAACUUCAAAUUUAACAGCGCAUUCCCAAUGUGAGGUUUUGAUAAAGUGUUGAUUUGUAUGAAGACUCUGGGUAACGCCCAAAGUGGUCGCGAUUGCCUACGAGAGCUUUUCAUUACAAAGUUUCAGUCACAGUUCAAACGGGUUUUCACAGACGUGGUCGUACAGUUCAAACGGGUUUUCACAGACGUGGUCGUAACUAGAACUGGUCGCUUAUGGUCGCUAGAGAGCUUCGACUGUACUUCUAGUUUGAACCAUUUUCCAAGAAAUGAUUUGUACGCGACAUAGACGACGCACAUGACAACACUGUAAACGAGCGCUAAGCAAAUUAAAAGUCUUAAAAUUUCUUUUUUGACUAUGUUAUAGUGCAAAUAAACUGACUUCAACUAAGCAUUCAGAAGCUGAGUGUUGCACUCGGGUAUAGCAUCUCCUUGUGUGACUUUAACGUUUCUUUCUUGCUUAUCAACCUCCUGCGGACACCCACAACUGGAUAGCGCACUCGUCAAGCUAUCCACUAUUUAUUAUUGGCUAAAAACAAAACAGUCAAAAUUUUCUUUUCGGAGAAUACCGCAAGCCAAAUCCCUCUCGUUGAUCCUGCUUCCGAUGACACCUGCUGGUCACUGGUUAUAAUGACGUAAAUCCUGAGUGGCUUUUUAUAUAAAUCUCCGCUAUGUCACUGAGGUCGGGGGGCUGGCAUUUCAAGUGACUGACGCGCGCAUUAAUGUCAGUAACUUUAUCCUCAAGUACAAUACAGCUGAGUUAAGAAUUAAUAUUUACUUAAUUGUGUCAACUCUAGUACUGCUUCCAUGUUGAUGUCCGCGUUGAGUUCAUAACAGAUUCUGACCAUAAGACGAUCAAACGGCACAAUUCUUUAAGUAAGGUUGGUUAUUUUCCUACUAUUUACCAGAAAGUGCUUAUUUCACCUAAUGAGGUGACAAGUUAACAGGAGGAAAGCUUUGCUAGAGCGAACGAGAUCGCCUGCAUGCAUCUUGUUCGCUCGAUUGCGUCACAUCUUUGAGACAAGGCGCCUCAGAUUUUUGCUUCGCAAUUUGUGCGCUGUGACUUCAUUUCUUCCUUAACAUCUUACUGAUAGAUAUUUAUAAAUCAGUUACUGAAUUAAGCCGACUCGGUUUCGUUAAAGGCUAAUCAAUAACACCCCCCACCUCCCCUCCCCCCCUUGAUGGGUAGUCAUCAUAGUCGCGUUUUACAAGACUCACGAGUGAAAUAGUUACACAACCAAAAGACUGGGGACCUGAAAAGACAGAUUACGUUAAGAUCCGACAAACCACGUUUCUUUUUGUGAUUGCAUGACUAUAGGAUUAUGGAGCUGGCGGUCAAUAUUGUAUUGAAUUUCCAUUUUAACUCCAAGCUUUAUAUUUUUCAAUCAUACGGUCAACAUGAUCUGCUGUCGCGUCGUUAGGGGGAGCUCGAUGGCGGGCUUGAAAAUAAAAAGGAACGAAAAGAAAAAGAAAAAAACUUUGGCAACAUGAAACAUAACUGAUGAAAAUUGUAUCUUUUGCAACUUCACUGUGGAGACCGCGUAAUACAGGUGACUGAAUAAUAUUUAUUUAUUGAUAUUUUCCGUAACUGCAGAUUCGUGAUACGGAAACGGCUAAGCGUGAGUGCAUCUCAUGGAAUUAGCAAAAAUGUUUAGCCUCCUGAUUGCUUACACAAGUGCACUGUCAUGUAAUCUUACAUUAAUAUAUUAACCUUUCAUUCUCUUUCUUGUCGCUAGCUGAAGGCUGACCAUAGAAAUGCCUAAUUUUAACCACUCUCAAGAAAAUUUCCAUUCGUCUUGAUUUAGAAACACUUUAUAUCUGAGGGACACUUCUUUGACCAGCCUAAAUAUUGAUCGUGAUGUUUUUAAUAUUACAGAUCCUGAGGUCAGUAACAAUCGGAUACAAGCAUAAGGGAAUAUUUCAUUACUUUUCUCUGUCAAUCUCUGUUAAAAAAAGGCCUGUACUUAAAAGACAUAACUGAAAAGCCGACCUCUAUCAGGGGGUGUUUACUGCGUAAUACAUGGAAGGUUGCAUUUUCUAUGUCUGGAAGAAAAUUAUGAGGGUUUCAAAAAAAGUUACUAAUUUGCUAGACGUAUGUAUGGUAUAUAACGUUCAUUUUCUAUGUGCUUUAAAAUGUACCCAUCUAAGUCUGGCAUUACGGUUUACUACCAGUAAAUAUUUCGCGCGGACACUUUCGAUUACGCUGAUGUCCCGGAUGAUUACAAUACUAGAUAUCAACUCUCUUGUAGAUAUUCAACCCAACAAAACUAUAUAAACCUCGUGUAAGACCGAAUACUAGCAAGCAAUGAUUUUAUUUAAGGCAAUGGAUCUUUGGAGGCACAUUUCACAAUACCUUUAAUAAAGAAUUGAAUAAUACUCUUUGUCCAAAAAAAAAAAAAUGAAACCGUUAUCUACUGUCCUAGCAAGACUUGUUGAAAGCAAACAUUACCCUCAGCUCUACUAAAAUCACUUCUUUAAAACUUGCCCAACUUACUUUUUUCACUUUAGUAUUUUGCUAUAAUUGUUAUGAAUUUGUUCUUUCUUUUUUUUUUUUUCUUUUCGCUUUUUCUGGUUCCUCGCCUGUAUACAUUUUUAAACGAAACGUGAUGUUGUUAUGGUGGCCAACUAGAAAACCGAAUGGUUUACUUGGUCAUUAUACUCGAAUUUUAAUAUUCUAUUAGAUAGAAACGUUUAUAACUGUAAACAACUAAGCUACAGCCUGUUAGUAAAGGCUGUAACUUAGUAUUAGCUAACACAUUGUGAAGAAAUAAAUUGAAUGGGACUGAAUUGGAUUGAAGCUGUAGCUUUCCCUUCCCAGUGAUGGGGAAAUUUUUCAGUGUCACGUGAACAUCUCAAGGAGAAAGCUCUUCAUGCCCUCUUCAGUUUGAGACGACACACGAACCUUAGCAAACUAAAAGCAGCUCUCGGCUGUAAAAUAUUUGAUACUAUGCUUUAAAAAUAGGCAAUUAUACCAUUUUUUUAGAUGUUCGAAAAUCCUAGGAGAGGAAGGCAAGCAAGAAAUUUUACAGCUGCGUACAGUUUUUGAUAUGCAAUUUUCUACUUGUAGUAAACAAACCAUGAACGUAUUCCUUCAUAGUAGCCUAGCAUUAAUAUGUGUUGAUUUUUCCUGUAAAACAGAUUUCAUAAGUUAUCAUUUAAUGAAUGCAAAAACUCGUGUUUUGAAGUGCUGCUGUUUGUUGUUUGACUGAACUGAGUUUUGAGAAAGUUUGACACUAUUAAAUCGUGAGUCAUGAUUGGCUUAUGGUGACUUUAAAGAGAAGACAUGACUUGAUCACAGUACUAAAACCACAUUUUUUUACCUAGAAGACUCCGUUCAUACUUUUCUACUCGAGAAGCUUGUAAAUCACGGGCCGAAACGGCUCGUCAUUUACAAGCUUUGCUCGUGUUCUCCCAACAUCCCAAGUGGGUUAUCACGCCGGUAAACCCAUAGAAAGUGUGGUCUAUUGCUUAAAUAAAUUCACAUGCAGCUCAUUUAUAUAUGUCUAUACAUUUGUGGCAGGUGAUCGACUGCAAAAGUGAAUGCUUCUGGUGAUCAUGACAAGCAUAUAUUUUCGCAUUGUGCUCACUGAAUGACUAUUUACGUUUUAAUCCACAGGGAAAAUCUCCGAGAAACGAUGCAGCGGAAUUCAACGAAAAGCGUGUUUACCGGAACUGAUGCAUUGGUCGCUUGGGGUGCAAUAUUUGCCGUCUUGGAGUUUGCAGUAAUUCUUCUAAAUUCGUCGGCAUUAUACACUUUCAUGAAAAACAAGUCACUAAGGACGCGGAAACAUUUCAUGAUUAUCAAUCUUGUUGUGUCUGACUUUUUGUUCGGAGUUACGGGGCUUUCACUUGCUCUUUUCUAUCUCCUUGAUAGCUCGGUAAUUGCUUUUUAUGUGUUCAACCUUCUAAACAAGUUUACCAAAACUGCUUCUCUUUUGACACUAGGCCUUAUUGCUUUAGAACGAAUGCACGCCAUUGUCUGGCCUUUUCGUCAUCGAGUUUUAAGAAUCUAUAUCUACAAAGCAGCCCUGGUGUUUGCUUGGGCUCUGUCGGCCGCAUUAACUGCCAUCAUGUCCCUGAAAAUGUACAACGUGAGGUUUGAAGCUGUGUUACCAGCCACGGUCUUCUUUGUAACCAUCGAGAUGGCUGCGAGUUACAUUACUUUAUGGGUAUUUAUCAAACGCAGACGCCCGCAACACGACACCUCUACAAGUCAGGAUAAAGCCUUGGCUUUCACACUUCUUUUGAUUUCAGGUGCUUUCGUUGUCACGUGGGUAAUUCCAGUUCUUUUCAUAUCCAUUCCUCGCAUUUGUACGACUUGUCAUCAGCCGAAAGGAUCAGUCAUAAUGUGGCUGCACGUCGCCUUUGCAUUCCAGUCUGUGAUCAACCCGGUUAUAUAUUGUUUCCGUAUUCCUGGAUUUCAAGACACCUUGAAGGCUAAGAUAAAGCAAAUG